CCAAAUCGCGACAUCCAAAAUGGCGGCCUCUCUGACCUUCGGGUCGGUGCCCAGUUUUUACCGCGAGGUCUACAAGAUCGUUUGCCCAAACGAAGAGAAUCGUGUCGAGAGAGAUGUGUUGAUCAAGGUCUUGAUGAAAUCAAGUUUGCCUAAGCCCACGUUAACGUUGAUAUGGGAGUCGGUUGACCCUAAAAAUGAUGGCUACGUGACAAGGGAUGGUUUGUACAAGGCUCUGGCACUUUCUGCUCUGGCGCAACAAGGCAAACCUGUCUCAGAGAAGGCCUUGGAAUCAUUCAUUGAUGCAGAGCUGCCACGCCCCUCACUUGGUGACCUCUCGGACCUAAAGAAGUUUAGUGUACAGGUGCAGCGCGAACAAAACCCCAACAUCCUUGGAUAUUCUUACGAGGAGUUGAUGGCUCUUGAUAACAUUGAAGUAGAGCUACUGGCUGAGAAGAAGGGAAUUUUACUAAAACAUAACGAAUACCACAUCUCAAGCAGUAGACAUAACCUGACUGUCAGCAGAAGGUACAAUGACUUUGUGGCUUUUCACGACCUCCUCAUCAGUAGAUUUCCCUAUCGCAUGGUACCCAAGCUACCCCCCAAGAAGUUAAUGGGAGCAAAUAAGGAGUUUAUAGAGGCCAGAAGACGAGCUCUGAAAAGAUUCCUGACACUUGUUGCACGUCAUCCCAUCCUGUGUAAUGACAAGAUUGUUGUGCUGUUUUUCACCAUCAAGGGCUCAGAUAUUGGACAGAAGAUGAAGGAUCAAUUUAAGAUGUACCCAGAUGAGUUUGCUACAAGUCCACUUUCUCCCAGAAUCAAGGAGCUGGUUCCAAUGGAUGUUCAGGCCAAUUUCAAUGCAAGCAAGAAACAAAUCAAUGCAUUACACAAUUCUGUGGAGAAAAUGAAAGAUGUCGCAGACCACCUGACAGCCAGAACUUUAGGGUUCUCAAGUGAUAUGCUGUAUUUUGCAAAGGAGCUUAGUGCUCUGAGUAAUGACUCCAUUCCCACCACUGUCUGGGCCUGUGGAAAUAACGACUCGUGGGGACACCUCAAACAUGGGUUCAACGGCUUAACUGGUCACUUCAGCAAGUUGUCUGACAAGGCGUCAGAAUGGUUUAGGAGAGAAGAUGUAGGUUGUGGAGAGGUUUUAGCGCUCUUUCUAGAGCUUACAACGUCAUACAAGGAAUUAUGCGAUCGACACGAAAAGGGUGUAUUGAAGGACCAUCAGAACUCGCUGCAUAAGAUGCAACAGAUUAAGAAAAGGCAGAUCUCCGCGCAAGCGAAGGGCCAGGAAAACAUGGUGGACGCACUGGAGUCAAAGAUCAUAGAGCAGGAGGUGGACAUCAGCAACAUGGAAAACAGGAAUUUCUUCUCGCUGCAUUGCCUUCAAAUGGAAACCCAGCUCGUUCACGCCAACUUGAAGAUGAUUGCAGUCGCACUGAAGAAGAUGGUCUAUUCCAAUGCUUUGGGGAAUAAAGAAGUCGCGCAAGUCUGGGCGGAGAUUCAGCCAACAAUGGAGAACCUAGUACCAAAGGACAGCGGUUCAUCCAAGCACUCGCCCCCAGGCUCCCCAUCAUUAAUGUAGCAACACGGAAAAUUUAGGUUUCGAUUUGGAGGGAGGGGUGGGAAGGGGAAAUUAUGUGUUCGCGGUACAACAAACCUAUGAACUUUUAAUUAAUGAAGAAAAUAACUGAUCAUAUGUAUCAAGACAUUCUCGUCGCACAAUUCGAGCGAAUAUUUUGUAAAAAGGAGAAAUGAUUGUAGAAAAGAAUUAAACAAUGGCUUCAUAA
Nematostella vectensis (starlet sea anemone) is the source of this 1790-nucleotide messenger RNA. RefSeq names its product sorting nexin-8. The record is from RefSeq and is a predicted model, not a curated record. Gene Ontology annotation, biological process: retrograde transport, endosome to Golgi. Gene Ontology annotation, molecular function: protein binding; phosphatidylinositol binding. Bases 20 to 1585 code for a protein of 521 amino acids. The transcript is spliced from 14 exons. Lineage: Eukaryota; Metazoa; Cnidaria; Anthozoa; Actiniaria; Edwardsiidae.